AUGCCCCAAACUACGCGUACGCGAAAGAGAGCGACUCAGGCAACUGCUUCGCCAUCCAAGGUGGACACCAAGACAACCAAGGUGGUCACCAAGACAGCCAAGAUGGACGCCAAGACAACCAAGAAGACCUCGGCCACCAAAGGCAAAGCUGAGGCCGUCGGUUCCAAUGCCACCAAGGCGAAACCAGCGGCCAAGGGGAAACAAACGGCCAAGGCCAAACAAACGGCCAAGGCGAAACAAUCGACCAAGAACGGUUCACUCAAGUCGGCCAGAGGCGCUGGCCCAGUCGACAAGGUCACCCUCAACCACAUCGCCUACCCGAACAUCCUUGACCGUGUUCUUUCGUUUGCACCAUACGCGUCUCUACUCGCCCUUCGCGCGGCCUCGAAGUAUCUCAUGAAUCGCUGCGACGCGAUUCUCGCCCGACACAUCAUCAUCAGCCGUGGUGUUGCGCGUCCCAAGGGCAAGAGGUGGGAGUCGACGGCACCUCAACUUCCGCGCGGCCCUGACCGGCUCCCACCCGGCCAGCGCCGCCUUCGUCUCACCUCGGGUCUCGGUAACCUUCCAGGUUGGGUGUGUGAUCUGCUCCAUGCUCCCAACUCGUUCACGGAUAGUUGCGGCGACCAGUGCCAGUUCCUGCGCACGCGCUGGGUGCCGCGCUUUGCAGAGGACACGCGCGUGGUCGAAUAUCUCCCAUUGGGCGUAUCGUCGCUCAAGGUGUUCAAGGAUGCGCACGCGUUUUUCAAACGCAUCGACACGCUACGUCUCCAUGGAGAUCUACUGGCUACACUCCCGCCGAUACCCGUUAGAAAUUUGGUGAUAUUCACGACGUUUGGGUCCCAAGACCCGGAGAGCUGGGAUAUUCCCGAAGGGACGAAACGCGGUGCCCAGCCCUUGGUGCGGUACGAUCCCAGCGUUGAGCGACUAGUCAUUCACGCGAUGAUCAACUGUCGUCGCAAAACACUGGUCAACUCCCGAUUCAGCGUGGGCUUGGUCGACAGGUGUCCGACAGUCGUGCUCAUUGUCGAGCCCGAGGAAGGGUCGCCUGUCGAGCCCAACGACGGUUGGCCGACUCAUGACAAGAAGGGGUAUUUGACUAGUCGCGGCUUAUUCGCUUGCGUGGGUGAGGAUCUAGAGAAUUCAAAGACCAACUGGAUCAUCGUCGGUGCGUCCGAGGUUCCACACCAGAUCAGCGGUCUCAAGCACGACGAGGAGCGCAGUCACGACGACUUUGCCGCUGCACUCAUGGAAGAUUUCAUCACUCGCUGGGUACAUUCCCGCUACUCUAGCAACUACCACGAAAGGCAGGAACGCGAAAAGGAGAUUCGAUCCCAAAUCCGCUUCCUUACAAAAGCCCAGUACCGGGCCGAGGUCGGCGAAGAGCGUUGGGCGCUCGAAACCUUACGCACCGGCCUGGUCGUGUAG
This is a messenger RNA of Cutaneotrichosporon cavernicola, 1425 nucleotides long. RefSeq lists its product as uncharacterized. The record is from RefSeq and is a predicted model, not a curated record. Lineage: Eukaryota; Fungi; Basidiomycota; Tremellomycetes; Trichosporonales; Trichosporonaceae. Bases 1 to 1425 code for a protein of 474 amino acids. The transcript is spliced from 2 exons.